Debaryomyces fabryi is the source of this 3042-nucleotide messenger RNA. RefSeq lists its product as uncharacterized. The transcript has a single exon. Bases 1 to 3042 code for a protein of 1013 amino acids. The record is from RefSeq and is a predicted model, not a curated record. Gene Ontology annotation, cellular component: cell cortex; site of polarized growth. NCBI's taxonomy places the organism in Eukaryota, Fungi, Ascomycota, Pichiomycetes, Serinales, Debaryomycetaceae. Gene Ontology annotation, biological process: cell morphogenesis.
AUGAUAGAAAUUCCCGAUUUAGAUGAGCUGUCUCCUUAUCAAUACGCGCUAGAUCAGUCCCAGCUGCAAAGAUCACAACCACAACAAUCACAACACAUCCGUCACAUUAGUGAUAUUACUGGUGAUUAUCGUAUGAAUACAGCAGGAAAAUCAGAAGAUAGCGUGACAUCAGGGGAUAAGAAUCCUGAUUUGCAUGAAUCGCUGACGGGUGAAAUAGCGUAUCAAGAAAAUCAAUAUUCAGAAGACCCACAAAUCCAAGACGUACACAGCCAACAAUUUAGACAAUUUCAAUACCCAAACGAGACAUAUAAGACGAAUGAUAUAAAUUUGCCUGCUCCACAAGGGCCGAAUGUAAUUGCUUCAAGUAUCGAUAAUCUUUCAUAUGGAGCAGGCUUGGAUUCGUUAGCAUCAUUAGCAUUGUCCGAGGAAUCGAACGAUGCCACUGCGCAAAUCAUAGAAUACAAUACUGCACAACCUUUGUUCAUGAACCAAAUUAACAUGGCAAAUGCACCUACCGGUGAUGCACCAAGAGUUCAUGUUGUUGAACAACAUGGUCCUGGCCAAGAAACUUUCAAAUUACAAGAUCCUCCGAUAAUUCAUGAUAAAUACACGCUGCAGAGUAAAGAAAAUGACCAACAAAAUGAUGAAUUAGGUGAGUUAAAAUAUAUUAAAAAGGAAGAUGCAAGCAAUUCUAACUUAUCGCUUUCCCAACAAUUAGCAUCUCCCAUGUCACAAUUCCCAAUUCACGACUAUACGAAAGAGUCACCACAACUUCCACCACCAAUGUCGACCAUUACCAAUAAAAGACUAACAAUGUCAAAUGGUGAAGAAUUCAGUUAUAUGCGGAAAGAAUUAGCAACCUACCUGAAAACGCCAGCAGAAUAUACAUUGCAUAUAGUUUUCACACAAUUCGUUCGUCAUGCUGAGCGAAAAUUGAAUUUAUGCCUCGAUUAUCCUUUGAUGGAGGAGCCACCAGUAGUUGAAAUAAUGGCAGAAGGAGUUGAUCCUCAGUUUGAUAAGGUUGUGGCUUCCUUAGGUUAUAUUGCAAGGAGGAAACCCAAACCUGUAAUAGAUAGUGUAAUGUUUUGGAGGAAAUCAAAAAGUGAAGUUGCUUAUAUGGCAGCUUCGGAGGUAGAAAAAAUUUUAUCUAAUGCAAAAUCAAAUUUAUCGAAAACCUCACAUAAUGAUAAUAUUUCUGCAUCCAACCCCGUUAUCAGUAAGAGUUCAAACACUGGAAAUAAGGCUAAAAGAAGUUUGAGCUUAAUGAGGACUAAAAGUAUAUCUAAAAUGACCGGGCAUUCUCGUAAUCAAUCCGCUUCAUCUACAAUGUCUAACCAAACAACUUUGCAAUCUCCUAAUCUUACGCAGAUGAAGCUGCUGGAUUCUGUGUCUAUCAGACAAAGAAAUUUAUACGAUGAUCAAAUAACACAAGCAAGAGAAACUGCUAUUCAGGCUGACCGUAAAUCAUUAGCGCUGAUUUAUAUUUUAUGCCGGGUGUUGAUUGAAGUUGUUAAACAGGCAUCUCCUGAAGUUAUGGGCAAUGAUCUUGGCGAUAAAUUAGAAGAGAUUGUCUUUACGCAAUUGAAAACAACUGACCCAACCAGUAAAAGCGAGUCUUUAGUUAGGUCUUCAAAUUGGAAUUUAUUCGCUGAAUUACUAGGUUUUAUGUCAGAAAAAAGAUUUCUAAGUGUGAGUGACAGAUUUAUCGCAAAUUUAGAGAGAAUACCACCAAAAAUUAAGCAUGAAGAUGAACCCAAGUUAUAUUUAUUGAUUCAGGGAAUGAGUUAUUUGAAGUUAACUAAUUAUCCUUUAGAAACAUUUGAAGAGAGUGCCGAAUUUAUACAGUCAUUGGCUAAGUUUUUUGAGAAAUCGAAUAAUGAAUCCAUUAUUUUUGCAUACUGCGAAGUUUUAAGUAAUUUGCUUUUACCUUUAGCGAGUAUAUUAACAGCUGAAACCAAUCAUCCAACUUGGGUGGAAGCAAUCGAAAAAAUAUAUAACAAAGCUAGUUUCACAUGGAAGAAUUUGAACAAGCCAAUCAAUUCUACUAUAAAGGUUAACAAACUUAAAGCUAACGGCUCGCAUAAUGUUAUUAAUUUCGAUAGUAGUUGGGCUUAUUCUAUACAUUUGAUGACCUCAGCCUUAUCAGUAUCUCGGAAGGAACUAUUUUCUGAUACUUGGUUUGACAUCAUUGAAAAUAACAUGUUCAAAUUAAAGCCAAAAGUUGAAACAGAUGACAAAUCGACCUUUAUUGUUUGUGUUGCUAGGUUAGUCUGGGUAUACAUUUAUCGUUUAAAUGAUACAUUGAAUAAUACUAUUAAGAAGCUUGAUAACCUAUUCAAUUUGCUAUUUUUUAGCAGCAAUGCUACCAGCAAAAAACAGCAGUGGUUAAUAGCUGAACCUAACUUAAUAAAUGCUUUAGUCGAAUUUAUUAGGAUUGUUGGUUUUCAGCACUUGAAUUAUGUGUUGGAUAAUGUAUUAACAAAAUUGUUAAGACUUAGCUUUAAUGGAGUUUCCUUAGAAAAUUCAUCUCCGGAGAAGAUUAUAUUGGUGGUAAAAAGUUAUUUAACGAUUUUGGAGGAUUAUGAACUUGGAGAUAAGCCGUGCUUUCCUACAGAUGAUGUUUUUAACUCGUUAUCGGUUAAUCAAAGCUAUAGUUCUUCGUCUAGUCAAAAGUCUGUCAAAGACAUGCGUAAUAAAAGAUUCAAAUCUAAUGAAAUCAUGCUUAUUGCAAAAAAUUCAACUAAUGCCUUUUCGCACGAAGAAAUAUGCCGAAACUUUGCGGUACUCUUAAAACAAUUGGACUCUCAAUAUGGUUGUGAUAUUUGGUCGUCGGAUAGUAGUUCGCUGUCGACACCAUUAUCAACUUCAAAAUCACAGGCUGCAUUUUCUGCAUUCCAUUUUGGGAUUGACUUUUCUUACCAACCUACCAAGGACAUACAUAUGCAAUUAUUUGCAGCACUAAUUGAGGCUAUACCAUGGACGCUAGUCCCAUUUAAUGGAGAAAAAUCUUCGACAGUCGGCUUACCAUUAAAAAUGUGGUAG